ACCGCGUUUCGUCGUGAACUGCAUAAAUUCGCGUUGUUCGGCAAAAGUUACUAAUAAUUUUCUAAGCGGCUAGUUGAACUGUUAUAAUUUAAUCUUAGCAUAAGCAUUUUACCACCCGACACCGGACUAAUGUCCACGCUAUAAGAAAGCGAAAAAUUCAUUGCAGCCAAGCGGAAAAAGAGAGGCAUUGGGAAAAAAGGCCUACGACCAUGGACGUGUCCCAGCCGCCGCCGCAGCUCCUGACCGCGCCAUCCGCGCUGGCCACCAAUUUCACAUCACUCCCGCCCCCCAACAUGGGCGGCCAGCACUACCGGCACUACCAUCCACACCAUGGGUCCAACAAACACGGUUACAACCAGUUCAAGCCUUUCAUGCCCGGCGGCUUCCAGCGUCCCUUUGGGAUGUCCCAGGACGACUUCGACGGCAAACGGCUGCGAAAGAGUGUGAUGCGAAAGACUGUGGACUAUAAUGCGUCUAUUAUCAAGGCGCUUGAGAACCGCCUCUUCCAACGUGAUCAUCGGGACCGGUUAGCCUUACAACCAGACAGCAUUUAUGUGCCCCACAUGUUACCGCCCUCGGCAUAUCUGGACAAUCCUUCUAAUGCGGUAACUACGAGAUUUGUUAAAACGGCGACGAAUAAAAUGCGAUGUCCGAUUUUCACGUUGGCCUGGACGCCGGAGGGUAGGCGUUUGGUCACCGGGGCCAGUUCAGGCGAAUUCACGCUUUGGAACGGCCUGACUUUCAAUUUCGAGACCAUUCUACAGGCUCACGAUAUCUCUGUGCGAACGAUGGUAUGGUCACACAACGACAGUUGGAUGGUGACUGGCGAUCAUGGCGGCUACGUAAAGUACUGGCAGUCCAACAUGAACAACGUCAAGAUGUACCAGGCGCACAAGGAGGCGAUUAGGGGAAUAAGUUUCAGUCCCACGGACAGCAAGUUUGUCAGCGGCAGCGACGACGGAACCCUUAGGAUAUGGGACUUUAUGCGGUGCCAGGAGGAGCGAGUGCUACGAGGCCACGGAGCAGACGUCAAGUGUGUGCACUGGCAUCCUCACAAGGGAAUGAUCGUCAGCGGAAGCAAGGACAACCAGCAGCCCAUUAAAAUUUGGGAUCCCAAAAGCGGCAUUGCUCUGGCAACGUUACAUGCCCACAAAUCUACAGUGAUGGAUCUGAAGUGGAAUGACAAUGGCAACUGGCUAGUCACUGCAUCAAGAGAUCAUUUGCUCAAGCUUUUCGACAUUCGCAACCUGCGGGAGGAGGUGCAGGUCUUCCGUGGCCACAAGAAGGAGGCCAGCUCCGUAUCCUGGCAUCCAAUACACGAGGGUCUCUUUUGCUCUGGCGGCUCAGAUGGCUCCAUUUUGUUCUGGAAUGUUGGAACCGAUAAGGAGAUUGGCUGUGUAGAGACGGCACAUGACAGCAUUGUAUGGACACUGGCAUGGCAUCCACUGGGCCACAUUCUGUGCUCCGGCUCCAAUGAUCAUACGAUUAAGUUUUGGACCAGAAACAGGCCUGGAGAUCUGAUGAGAGAUAAAUACAAUCUAAACACAUUACCCGCCAGCUUGGCUGCUCUGGACGAGUGUGAAUACGAUGAUGCAAUUAUACCCGGAAUGGGUCCCGAAGACCGGGUUGAGUUUACUGAAAGCUUAACAGCCGAUAAAGGCUUUAUUCCCGGUCUGGACUUGGAUCCAAGUAGAGCCAUCAACGAUCGCGACCGGGAGAAGAAGGUGCCCUACAGCAAGCCCAUUCCUCGCAACUUCCAGGUGAACUGGGCAGGUCCACGCAGAGCAGACGAUCCCAGCGUGCUUAGCAUCCACGAUGAGCUAGCCGCUCGCGAGGCCAAGGACUCAACAAGUGGUCUAAACCACCAGCAGAUCAGCGAGAAUACAAUGGAGGGAAUCGCGGCCAGCGGCAUGCUCAAUGGCCUCGACCCUCAGACAAUUGUAGGGGUACUUGUGUACAAUCGGUUUAUUCGCGUGCAUCCCGACUCCCGACUGAUGGCAGCUAUUCGCCAGGGUAACGAAUUCCUCAACAAGUACAUCGACGCCGGCAAGCUAGAGGAGCUCAAUGACGUGGUUCCAGUAAGGGAUCGAUCCAGAUCUGUUUCGCCUACGGUGGAGGCACGUGGCGAGGUAGUUUCUCCACCUACAAAGAAGUCCCGCUUUGAGCCCCGUCAACACAACGCUCAGUUGGUGUGUGUUCGAGAACUGCUGCAACUCAAGAAGCCCUUCCUGCAGUCGCUGGUGGCGGCGAAAGCACAGCAACCCAACACGGAAUUUGUGGACGAACCGCCACUGGAGCAAAGGGAAAGGGAGCGCGAAAGGGAACGAGAUGGUGAACUCGACAGGGAACGAGAGUGGGAACGUGGCCGUGAACGCGAGAGAGACCAAUCAGGGGGCAGGCCCAACCCUUGGGCAUCCAAUGCCCCCUGGUCAAAUAAUGGCAGUUCGGGAGGCAACGGAUCCAAUGGCUUCAGCAACAAUGGAGCAGAUAACUUCAACGAUCGAGACUUCCAAAAGGGCGGAAAUAACGGAGGAGGUGGCCAACGUCGACGACGAGGCAACAAUAAUUCCGGUUCUGGUGGCGGUGGAGGAGGUGGAGGUGGAGGCGGAGGCGGUGGUAAUGGCAGAAAUCGCGGACGCAACAAUAACAGGCGCUACUAAUCGCUAUCCCACCAAUACACCCAUAUACACAUUCUUCAGUUAUAAGCCAUUUUCUGUCGUUGACUCAAUCUCUUACAUUUGCUUCUUAAUGCUAAAAUCAAUUUAUAUUGUUUUAAAAGGAAAAAAAAUCAGAUUGUAAAUUAGGA
Drosophila eugracilis is the source of this 2806-nucleotide messenger RNA. It is a transcript of the gene Wdr33, whose product is annotated as pre-mRNA 3' end processing protein WDR33. Gene Ontology annotation, cellular component: mRNA cleavage and polyadenylation specificity factor complex. The coding region runs from base 210 to 2660 and encodes 816 amino acids. Gene Ontology annotation, molecular function: protein binding. The transcript has 9 exons. The record is from RefSeq and is a predicted model, not a curated record. Lineage: Eukaryota; Metazoa; Arthropoda; Insecta; Diptera; Drosophilidae.